This is a messenger RNA of Guyanagaster necrorhizus, 1569 nucleotides long. RefSeq lists its product as uncharacterized. NCBI's taxonomy places the organism in Eukaryota, Fungi, Basidiomycota, Agaricomycetes, Agaricales, Physalacriaceae. Gene Ontology annotation, molecular function: zinc ion binding. Bases 185 to 1531 code for a protein of 448 amino acids. The record is from RefSeq and is a predicted model, not a curated record. The transcript is spliced from 7 exons.
GAUAAGCGCGUUCAUCGUCCUGCGUGCCAGUGCAUCGCGCGACCAUUUCGCCGAAUCGAAUUUGGUAGGUCCUGCAAUUAUCGAGGACAACGCUCACCAAAAGAAUACGAAGAGUAUUUAGAAGCGACGUGGUGUAACGUCGAAACGUGGCAAGCGCGUGCUCUGGGCUCGUUGUCUUACUACGAUGACCGGGUCUCCGCCAACGAUACGUGACCUGGCGACCAAGGAAUGCUUCAUUUGCCAGCAGGACAACGGACCAGUCGAGUCGUGGGUCCAUCCUUGCAAAUGCACUCUCGUAGCACACCAGGCAUAUUUGCUACGAAUGAUAGAGGCGCUGCCCAAGACUACACGAGCAGCGUGUCCUCAAUGCGGCUUCAAGUACCGGAUUAUCAUGACAAAGUCAUUACCUUUGGAGCUUCUCCGGCUGGGAAACUCACUUUGCAAUUUCUGCGGGAUGACGUUCAGUAUGGCAACGCUAUGUGGGGUGGUAGUGUUUAUCGGGGACUCUCUUGUGUCGGUUCUACGCGCGUACGGCAUGUAUUCCAUCAAGUUUCUUUUCGGUGACACGUUAUUCGAUACAUUACUGACCAGCGAUACCUCUUCCUGGCCUUGGUCAACUUGGCUUCUGGUCCCGUUCCUUGCUUUGAGAUGCCUGUUUUCUCGGGAGCCCUUCCGAUUCCGUCAUCUGCUCGCCUAUAUUCUUGUAUUGCCAUCCCAACCUCCACGGAUGGUGCGCAAUCGCCUGAUGAGGGAGGCCUCUCUGCAUCUCGGUUUUUUCUCCCUUCCCUACGACUCUUUAUCGCUCCAAUGGCCUCCCACACGGUUCCAAUUCGGAUGCUACAUCUACAUCGCCCAUUUUGUCUACGACUAUCUCCGUGACCAUACCGUCUGGGCCUGUCUGCUACCCAUACGCCCUUAUCUCGUAGCCAACAUCAUGGUCUUCGUCCGAUGGCGGAGGAAUCGAGCACGACGUCUUGAAAAUGGGGGAGACCCUAAUGCACCUCAAGAAGUUGACCUGCCACCUCAAAAUGGUGGCCGCGCGCCUCCGGAAGAGCCUCAAAUUGCACCAGAAGUAGGAGACCGCCUACCACUCUGGAUGGCUCGCAGAAUUUUGCAAUCGCAAUCCAGUCCUAUACUACAAGCAAUACUCCUGCCUUCAAUUGCCAAGGGAAUGGGAUAUCUGCUCCAUGAGUUGGCACUACGCUAUUUCCCACUUCAGCAUGUCCUUGGCAUGCGGCCCACUGUAACAACCGUUGGACUUUCCCUAUCGUUCGCAAACAAAAUUAUGUGGGACCAGACCCUGAAUAACACUUAUUACUGGACAAAGUUUUCUGCUUGGGUAUGGUCAGAGACCGACCCUGUCUGGCUUCGGAACACCAUCGGGCUUGGAGUCUUCGUGCUCCUGAAGGACGCGCUACGACAAUUGCAUCUGUGGUUACAGAAGAAUGAGAUCGAGAGUCGUCAUGUCAAGGAUAGAAGUUUCGAAGGCUUAGACCCUCGUGACCUUGAUCUUAUACACCCAGUGUCCUAGCGGCCUGAUUCGUACUUGAAUAUAAAGCAUGCCGGGAU